GACGAGAGCCGUGCUGUAGCCCCAAACAACCUGUCGGUUCAUCGCUAAGAAAGGCUUCAUUUUUGCUUGAUAACAACUGAGUGAGCGACAACAGACGCAAAAUGGCGCCGAAAGAUGAAAAGGACGCUAUUCCCGUCGAGUCCGACAAGAAAAAGGACGACGACAAAGCAAAAAAACUCAAGAAAUCGGAAGAGGACCUGAAGGAAGAAUCCAUGAGUGAAGAGGACAAGGAACUCAAGGAGAGGCUUGAGACCUGCGUUUCCACCGUAACUAAUGAGAAAAAUGAGGAGGCCGUUACCAUCCCCAUUCGGGCUACUGCUCUUGGUGUCAUCGUAAACGAAUUGCGCACGGCAACCGCUUCCAUGACAUCUGUCCCGAAGCCGCUGAAGUUUUUGCGGCCGCAUUUUGAGUCUCUCAAGACACUAUAUCUUUCGCUACAAAAAGAAGAGGCCUCGUCCAUGGAAAAGGAACCACUUGAAUUCAGGGCCAGACUGGCGGACGUUGUUGCCGUGUUGGCCAUGACUAUGAGCAAACCAGGUGAGCUAAUGAUUUGGCUUGUCGGACAGCGACAUUGAUGGAUGGACUUGUAUCGCUAUUUUCGGUUUGUAAGAUAUUCAUAAUUGAUCAAAUUGCAGUAUGCUCUAACAAUGCGAUGUGUAUUCAAAAUCUCGUCAUGCGUUUUUCAGAGGAUCGAGAAAGUCUCAAGUUCAAACUGUCGGGAGACAAAGAUUACGACGCUCUUGCGGCCAUGCAAGGCGAGUCCAAAAACGAGUCUGAAGACAAUUUAGGUAGCUGGGGACACGAAUUUGUCCGUAGUCUCGCGGGAGAGAUUGGCCAGGAAUAUAACCAAAGACUGAUCGAUGGAGCCGACCCAGAUUCCGACGAGGCCUUCGAAGACUUGCUGAAGUUUGUUCAUGUUAUCGUCCCCUUUCACUUGACGCACAAUGCCGAAGCCGAAGCGGUCGACCUCUUGAUUGAAGUUCAGAGACUGAAAUUUUUGCUGCAAUUGGACUCCAUCGAUGACAAAAACUUCAGACGCAUUUGUCUUUAUCUCAUGAAGACAGCAAGCUUCAUGUCAGACCCAGAUGAUUUGAUGGUACGUCAGAAAACUGAUGUUCCGUGUACAAGUUACAGUAUCGUAAUACUCAUCCAUUUUUCUCUUUCCUGAACAGGAAAUGCUCGAGACUGCCUAUGAAAUUUAUCGCAAACAAAAAGAAUACUUUGAUGCACUUUUGGUCGCACUGCGAAUGGACCGUCUAGACGAAAUCCCCGUUCUCAUGAAAGAGUGUGAAGAUGGUUUGAUGAAGAAACAGAUGUGCCUCAUGCUGGCUCGGCACCGAGUCAAUUACGAGGUCGAAGAUGAUCCGGAAGAAGAUGAGUUGAACGAACUUAUCGGUAAUGAAAAACUGAGCGAGCAAUUCUUAAAGGUAGCCCAGGAUUUGGACGUUCUUGAUCCCAAGACACCGGAAGACAUCUACAAGUCUCAUUUGGCAGAAACAGGCGGAUUCAGUCGACGACGAGAUGUUGGAGGUGCUCAAGUAGACAGUGCCAGAGCAAAUCUUGCAUCUACUUUUGUAAAUGCCUUCGUCAAUGCUGGAUUCUGUAACGAUAAGUUGAUGACCCCCGAUAGCGAAUGGCUUUACAAGAACAAAGACCACGGAAUGAUGUCGGCUGCUGCCUCCCUUGGAUCUAUCUUGUUGUGGAAUGUUGAAGAAGGUUUGACUCAGAUCGAUAAAUUUCUUUACAGCAACGAGGAGUACGUGAAGGCCGGUGCAGCCCUGGCUGUCGGAAUUCUCACUAGUGGGGUAAGAAACGAUGCCGAUCCCGCUCUUGCCUUGCUUAGCGAGCAUGUCGAAGGUGAAAGUCAUACCAUGAAGAUUGCAUCUUGUACCGGACUCGGAAUUGCGUACGCCGGAACAGGCCGUGAAGAUGUUAUGGAAUUACUAGUCCCAAUUGUUGAAAACACGGAGGGCGGGCCUAACACCUUCAUGGAAGUAGCUCUCGCCGGGCUCGCUCUGGGAAUGGUUUUUGUUGGAAAGUGUGACGACAACGUAGGUGGAACUAUUGUUCAACGGUUGAUGGAGGCUAGUGAUGAAGAACUCGAUCAUUCCCAUGCACGUUAUUUAUGUCUCGGCCUUGCACUUCUAUUUUUGGGUCAAAUGGAAAAGGCAGACGCGAUGAUCGAAGCCUUGCGAACUGUCGAGCACAAAAUUUCCAAGUUUGCCGUCUUGAUGUUGGAAAGUUGCGCCUAUGCAGGGUCUGGAAAUGUACUGAAGGUUCAAGAGAUGUUACACCAGUGCACGGAACAUCUAACAGAAGAUGCUCAGCAUCAAAUGGUUGCAGUUUUGGGUGUUGGGUUGAUUACAAUGGGAGAAACUGUCGGAACAGAAAUGGUUCUUCGAACCUUUGAUCACUUACUUCACUAUUGCGAGCUACCGAUCAAGAGAGCUGUUCCUCUUGCGUUGGCGAUUUUGCACAUAUCGAAUCCCGAGUUUGCAGUCAUUGAUCAACUUUCACGAUUAUCUCACGAUCCUGACACCGAAAUAUCUCAAAACGCUAUAAUUGGAAUGGGAGUUGUCAGUGCUGGUACGAACAACUCCCGAGUAGCUGGUUUGUUGAGGCAGUUAAGCGAAUUCUACAGCAAAGAAGCCAGUCAUGUGUUUUGCGUGCGCAUCGCACAGGGACUGUUGCACAUGGGAAAGGGUCUCAUGACGAUGCAUCCAUUCCAUGCAGACCGUAUGCUCUUGAAUGGACCCACUCUUGCCGGAGUUCUAGUGUUGCUGCAUUCUUGUCUCGAUCUUAAGAAUACUCUUUUGGACAAGAGUCACUUUCUCUUGUACUAUCUGACCUGCUCUAUGAACCCAAGAAUGCUCAUUACAGUCAACGAGGACAUGUCGUGGCGACCGGUUACUGUUCGGGUUGGACAAGCCGUGGAGACUGUGGGGCAGGCCGGUAAACCAAAACGCAUUACGGGGUUCCAGACUCAUACUACACCGGUAUUGUUGGGUGUCACAGAUCGUGCCGAGCUGGGAACGGAAGAAGUUCUUAGUGUAAGCAGUAUUCUGGAAGGUGUAGUAAUUGUCAAAGACAAUCCCGACUACGAAGAACACGACAAAGAUUCAAAAUAAUAAUAAGGACAAAAAUUCAAAUGUAACUUGGUAUUGCUUAAAAAAUGUAUUCGUAGGACGCGGAGUACCUCACUUUGUACGAAAGAAGACAAAAAUAGAGCUUUUGUCGAACAUCAUCUUCCUCACGCUUGCCCGAUGAUGUUUCAAAACUUGAUAAAAAAUGUAUGUUCCAAGCAGACUGGACUUCAAUUGGAACCUUCGAGCGCCUCUCGAGCUGCAGCCUGCUGGCAAAAUUCUGGAUCACCGUAGCUACUAUUCACUUUCGACCUCGUCACUCGCCGUGAACGUAGCGAUCCCCUCUGUUUCUUGAAUGCUUCAAUAUAUUCUACUUUGAUGUCGCCUGUGCUAUCGUCGGGGCUUCUGCCGUGAUACGAAAUGUCCAAGCCAACGAGUUCUUCCAAGGAGUCAGCUCGCAACCAGCCCUUGUAGUUCAGCCAGAUGAAGAAGGGCAUCAUGGUGACUCCCACCCAGCCAAGAAUAAAUACCACCAAAGUAACCUGGCAUCCCACGAGAUUUCCAGCGUUCUCAUUGCCCCUGGCAAAGAACAAACCCGGAUACUCGCUCGAUCCCGGGUACGCCAUUUCCAUCAAGCGCGGUGACGCAAAGAGCCCCGUGGCAAGCACUCCC
Molecule: messenger RNA, 3755 nt
Organism: Pseudo-nitzschia multistriata
Lineage: Eukaryota; Bacillariophyta; Bacillariophyceae; Bacillariales; Bacillariaceae
Source: the annotation of a GenBank genome assembly